CUUCCCAGCCCGGAACGCCGGAAGUGGCUUUUUCCCCGGGUGUUUCAUCUUCCUCCGACCUUCCAAGGUUGUCUUUCUUCUUUUUCCCUUCUUCUUCUUCUUCUUCUCUGUUGGCAUUUCCUUUUUUCACGAGCCUCACGAUGAUGAUACCCCGACGCUCCCCCGCCCCCCCUUUUUUAUCUCUUUCUCCGUCACAAAUCUUUGUUUCUUCGACAGAUGGACCUUGUGGAUGGAGAUGUCCCCAUCUCUUCCCCCUUCAUCUCCCUCUUUCGUGCUUUCCCGGGAUCGACCUUCCCUUUCGAUUCCCAUGGACGAGAAGAUUUUUUUCGGGGACCUGGGAAUUUUCCCCCCAACGAGGAAAACGAUGCGAGAGAAAUUCUGUACGAUUUAUGUAUCACUUCCCUCGAACAUGUAUAUGUAGAUGUAGAUUUAUGUCAUUUUCUCUAUGAGCACACACUGCUACAUACGAUACGAUCCCUAGACGUCCUCAUCCGCGUCGUUCGAUCAUCGCAUUCCCUCAGACGCGUGCUCCCUGUUCUCAUCCUUGUCCUUAUCCUGGUUCUUAUUCUUAUUUCUUGUUACGGCGCCACGACCGAUCUCCCAUCCCAUCCCAUCCUGUGGGUCCAUCUUCGAGAGAGAGACACGAAAAACAACUCGGGGGGGGGGCUUUUUUGUUGUCGCUGCUGAUGCUGUCGUCCUGGAGAGAUAGAUGGAGGAGAUCCUGUCGUGAAUUGGAGGGAGAGAAGUCAUCACCUUCCUUCCUUCCUUUAUUCAUUUAUUGGUUUAUUUCUUCCUUUCUUUCUUUCGUACCUUCUUGGUUGCAGGUUAUUUAUCCUCGCCUUUCUUUUCUUUUUUCCUCUGGUGUUCCACUUUCUUUGUUUUUUUUUUCCUCCCCGAGCCUAGGUGCGGCUUCAUUCGGAGCACGGAGGAGCGAACGGCUU
Dissoconium aciculare CBS 342.82 is the source of this 941-nucleotide messenger RNA. RefSeq lists its product as uncharacterized. The record is from RefSeq and is a predicted model, not a curated record. Lineage: Eukaryota; Fungi; Ascomycota; Dothideomycetes; Mycosphaerellales; Dissoconiaceae. Bases 217 to 687 code for a protein of 156 amino acids. The transcript has a single exon.